AUGCACCGCUGGAAAGGCCUGGCUUAUCGGACCUCACCCCAGGCGGGCUCGAUAAGGGAACAAGACAAAGAUGCGACCAUCUACAUCGGUAACAUCGACGAGCGCGCGAGCCCGGCCAUGGUGUACGAGAUCAUGCUGCAGAUGGGCCCCAUCCACAAUAUUCACAUGCCCCGCGACCGCGUCACCCAGAACCACCAGGGCUUCGGCUUCGUUGAGUUCCGCACGCCGGGCGACGCCGAGUACGCCGCCAACGUGAUGAACGGCAUCAAGCUCUACGGCAAGUCGCUACGCGUCAACAAGGCCAGCGCCGACAAGCAGAAGCAGGCCGAGGUCGGUGCCGAGUUGUUCGUCGGAAACCUCGACCCCAUGGUCGACGAAAAGAUCCUUUACGACACCUUUUCGCGCUUCGGUCCCCUCGUCAACCUGCCCAAGGUCGCGAGGGAAGACAGCGGCAACUCCAAGGGUUUCGGCUUCAUCUCCUACGCCGACUUUGAGAGCUCCGACGCCGCCAUCUCGAACCUGCACGGGCAGUACAUCCUCAGCAAGGAGGUUUCGGUCCAGUACGCCUUCAAGAAGGACGGCAAGGGCGAGCGCCACGGCGACGCCGCGGAGCGUGAGCUGGCUGCUCAGGCCAAGAAGAGGAACAUCGUUCCGGAGAUUCAGGCGGUACCACCCGCGUUCCUGAACGCACCGCCCCCCGGCCCCGUUCCGACUGCCCCCGCCGGCUUCGAUCCCGCAAACGGCCUUCCCGUUCCGGCCCCCAGCCCCGGCCCCCCUGCCGGCUUCGCGCCCCCGCCACGAGGACCUGCGCAGUACAACGCCGUGCCACCGCCUCAGAAUAUGGGCGGCCCCGGUGUCGGCCGAGGCAUGGUGCUCCCGCCCGCGCCGUCAGGCCUGCCGGCCCGCCCACCUCAGUCUCAGGGAGGCUACACCAACCCCGCCGAUUUCCACCCGGGCGCCCCGGGGUUCCUCCGGCACGCCGCCCGCGCCGCCCGGUUUCAUGCCUCCCCCUGGGUUCAACCCUCCCGGGUUUCCUCGACGGUGAAGAGGGCAGGCGGGGUACGAAAGUCACCACGCAAUGGUGCGCCACUCAACACAACACGGAGGCCACUGCUCCGACAUAGCAGCGCUCCAAGGAAGUCUUCUAGGGGACACGUCGCUUCCAGAAACAGCAGAGCGUUCAGGAUAAGGACUGCGCAAGGAAUUCGUUACAAGCGGGCUGGAUCAAACUGCAAUGGUCUGUCUCCGCUUCGAGUAGACGGGUUCGCCAUUGCUGACGAUGUCUAG
This is a messenger RNA of Colletotrichum higginsianum IMI 349063, 1287 nucleotides long. RefSeq names its product Splicing factor 3b subunit 4. Gene Ontology annotation, cellular component: nucleolus; U12-type spliceosomal complex. The coding region runs from base 1 to 1287 and encodes 428 amino acids. Gene Ontology annotation, molecular function: RNA binding. The record is from RefSeq and is a predicted model, not a curated record. Gene Ontology annotation, biological process: positive regulation of mRNA splicing, via spliceosome. The transcript has 3 exons. NCBI's taxonomy places the organism in Eukaryota, Fungi, Ascomycota, Sordariomycetes, Glomerellales, Glomerellaceae.